AUGUCAGCACCACCUAGACUUAGUGCUCGAGCAUCACUUUUAGAUAAGAAACCAACUACUACUGCAGGUAGUUCAACAACAUCCGGCGGUGGUGGUGGUGGUAGUGGUAGUGGUAGUUCUACACCAAUGAUCAAUAUAAAAUCAUCUGGUGGAAUAACUAAACCACCUUCACCUAUUGCUUCACCACCACUUUCACAUAGAACAACACCGUCGUUAUCAUCGAUGUCAUCUAUCUCUAGAACAUCGAAUAGUAGUCUAAUUGGUAAUCUUUCAUCACAUUCUCGAGGUAGUAGUGGAUCUGGACUGAAUAGUUUAUUAAAUAACAACAUUAGUAAUCAACAACAACAACAAUCAAAGCUAUCGGUUAAUAACCCAUUGAAUCGUGUACAACAACACUCGAGAAAAGCAUCUAGAUCCAGUGGAAGCGGUGGAAGCUUCGGUGGCGGAGCUGGUGGUCCGAGAUGGGGAAGCAAUGUUCUUAGCUACCAAGACUAUGUCGAUGAGGAGCUGUUCUAUUCGACACCGACAGAGGAAGACGAUGAGGAAUUCGAGCAGAUUCGUAAUCUACUGAACUCAGAGUAUUCGAUUACCACGCAUCAAACGGGUGGUCCGCUCAAAGGUGGACAACUCGUGGUGCUCUCGUGGAAGAACGAUGCCGCCGACAAGUCAACCAGUGACGAACAACUGGAGAACGAUUCAAGAGAUCUUCAAUUCCUGAAGGAAUCGCUAGGCAAAACCAAUUCACUGGCGAAUCAGAUGGUUUUCAUUUUGGAUCGGUUCAACGACGGUCUCUCCAGUUUGGAGCAUGACGUCGCGCCAAUCAACGCGUCGAUGAAAGAGUGGUCGACCAUCUACAACAACAUCAAUCUGACGAUGGAUUCGAUACGUUCGGUGCUGGAGCGUUUCGACCUCUCCAAGAUCGAACAAAAGAUAAGGGAGGGUGCAAAAGGUGACUAUGUUUCGUAUAUGGCGACACUCGAUAACGUCGUGCAAUCGAUCGACUUUCUUCAGGCGAAUCACAACUACAAAGCUGCCGAUAAAGCGCUGGCGACGCUCAAAGAGUUGAAAUCUACGGGUUUGUCAGAGUUGGAGAGCAACUUCAAGUCGCUACUCCUAAAGAUUAGCAAUAUCAUCGAUCCAACUACAAUCGGUCAACUUCCAUCGAGUAAGCGCUACCUCGCUAUCAUUUCACCGACGGCAAUCGAAGAGAUUGCCAAAUCGAUAGAGUUGUUUCAACGUCUUCAUCAUAUGUCGUUCCUGAAGGAGUACAAAGAUAAGCGUAACAAAUUCCUGUUGCUGUCACUCAGCAAGAUGUCACCGGAGAAGUUUGCCAAGUCAACGUCGGAAUCAAAGAACAACUUGGCGUACGUCAAAGGUACUCAUCCACUGAUUGCCUACGUACAUGAAACGUUGAGACUCUAUCAAAUCGAAUCGGAUCUUGCAAGAGAGUUGUUCGGCGAUCAGUAUCAUACCAUCUUGGAGGAGAUCAUUCAUCCUUCACACGAACUACUACUCGAUACAACGGAACCAAUCAUCAAGGCAAAGAAAACAAGUGAUAAAGUAUUCGGUAUAUUCCCACUGCUCGAUCUCUUUGAUACCUUUACAAAGUUACAACCAGAGUUUGCAGCUGCACUCUCUGAACGUGACGGUAAGCAUAUCUCUGACAUCAAAGAGAUCAUCAAGAUUCUAGAGACAACCUGUAGUUCACUACUAGAGUUUAACAUCGAUGAUGAAUUUAGAAAGGAAGAGAAAUAUGAUCAAUCUACAACCGUUGAUCAAACUACAUCAAAUAGAUUAAUUGAAUAUAGAGGAUCGGUUGAAUUCUUAUUGAGUAGAAGUAAAUCGUCUUCUUUCAAUGACUUUUUAGACAAGACGUUGAGAGGAUUGUUCAAGUAUUUACAAGCGAGAAGUAAGAAGGAUUUCUUGGUGAUAUCGUCAGCGAUCGAACUCAACAACAAAGUACCGUUCCGUGGAAAUAUAUUCUUGAUUAAUAACUAUCAUAAAUUAAAAUUCGAAGUACCAGAUCAUGAGUUAAGAGAUAAACUAUCAUCAGAUGCAAAGGAAAUCAUUACAAAAAUAUAUGAAAAGUUUAAAGAAUUAUGUAGACAAGAUAAAAUACAUUUAGAAAAGAAUUUCACACCUUUUGAAUCAAAUGAUGAUAUCAACAGAAAGAUCGAUAAAGUAUUUGAAAGUCAAUAUUAA
This is a messenger RNA of Heterostelium album PN500, 2202 nucleotides long. It is a transcript of the gene exoc7, whose product is annotated as exocyst complex subunit 7. Gene Ontology annotation, cellular component: exocyst. The record is from RefSeq and is a predicted model, not a curated record. The transcript is spliced from 4 exons. Lineage: Eukaryota; Evosea; Eumycetozoa; Acytosteliales; Acytosteliaceae. Gene Ontology annotation, molecular function: phosphatidylinositol-4,5-bisphosphate binding. The coding region runs from base 1 to 2202 and encodes 733 amino acids. Gene Ontology annotation, biological process: exocytosis.